Pimephales promelas (fathead minnow) is the source of this 3641-nucleotide messenger RNA. RefSeq names its product sialin. Gene Ontology annotation, biological process: transmembrane transport; monoatomic anion transport. Lineage: Eukaryota; Metazoa; Chordata; Actinopteri; Cypriniformes; Leuciscidae. Gene Ontology annotation, molecular function: transmembrane transporter activity. Gene Ontology annotation, cellular component: apical plasma membrane. The record is from RefSeq and is a predicted model, not a curated record.
ACAUCACGUGAUCAAGACGUACGUUAAACAAAACUCAGAGCCAAGUAUGGCUCUGACAAAACUAAACAGAUCUGACCGUCUCGAAAUGCAACAUACCGGUCAGCAUUAAUGUUUCCAGGUAUUUUAAACAUUUAGUACUUAUUAAAAACAUUUAAACGGUUUGCAAGUUUAUGGAGGGGCCGUAAACGAAUCGUCUUCUUUAUAAGACAUCCAGCGGUUGUUACAUUUGUUUGGAAUUAAAACAUGCUAAUAAUGGAUUUGUGGAUGUCAUACUUCGACUAGCUCAAGUUUAGCUCAAAUCUUCCGCCUCAGCCAUCGCGAUCAUGGCGCUAAACCACGGCUACUCCAUUAACUCGAGCGCAGACGACCAGGACAGUGACACUGCACCACUUUUAGAAAGAGAAGUGAAGAGAAAUACCACAGUGCCCCCCAAAUGCUGCUCAGUGCGAUGCAAUCUGGCUGCUAUGAUGUUCUUUGGCUUUGCUGUGGUUUAUGGUCUGCGUGUAAAUCUCAGUGUUGCCAUGGUUGCUAUGGUAAAUGGUACCAAUGACCAGCCGUCAUCCAAAAGCAAUGUAUCAAACGAGUGUCCAGGACCCUCCCAUACACUUGACAACAACAGCCAAAGCUCAGAACAGCCAGGGAUUCCAAGAUACCCAUGGAGUCCCGAAACACAGGGAAUGCUGCUUGGUGCGUUCUUCUUUGGAUACCUGUUUACUCAGGUCCCGGGUGGAUACCUGUCAGGUCGUUUUGGGGGAAGCCUCUUCCUGGGUGGUGGUGUUCUUGGAACGGCCGUCCUCACUCUCCUCACUCCACUGUCAGCUCAGCUCGGGGACAAGUGGCUGUUCGCCCUGCGUGCCCUCGAGGGAUUCGGGGAGGGUGUGACGUUUCCGGCCAUGAUGGCGAUGUGGGCCCGCUGGGCUCCUCCGUUAGAGAGGGCUCGUCUCAUGACGUUCUCCGGGGCAGGGUCGAGCUUCGGUGCCUUCGUGGCUCUUCCUCUCACUGGCCUCAUCUGCCAUAGUCUGGGAUGGCCUGCAGUCUUCUACUCCUGCGGUGCUGCAGGGUGUCUUUGGGCAGUGAUUUGGUUUCUCCUGGUAUCGGAUGAACCCCGAACUCACCCAAGAAUUAGUGACAGAGAGAAAGAUUACAUAGUUACCUCAAUUGGUUCACAGGGGACUCCUCAUGGUUGGUCAGUGCCUUUAGUGCCUAUGCUGUUCUCUGUGCCUCUUUGGGCCAUAAUCAUCUCACAGAUGUGCUCCAACUGGUCUUAUUACACUCUCCUCACUUCACUUCCCAUCUACAUGGACACUGUGCUCCACUUUGAUUUGCAACAGAACUCGUUCCUCUCUGCUCUGCCGUAUCUGUUUGGCUGGCUGUUCUCAGUGGGCUCGGGUGUGCUGGCAGAUGAGCUGCUGGAGAGAGAGCUCCUGAGUGUCACCGCCAUACGCAAGAUAUUCACUUUCAUUGGUCUGUUUCUUCCCGCUGUUUUCCUGCUGGCGGUGGGCUUCUCGGGCUGUAGUGCUGUGAUGGCCGUGACGUUUCUGACUGUGUCCAGUGCGUUUGGGGGUUUCAGUGCUGCUGGCGUCUUCCUUAACCAGAUUGAUAUUGCUCCACGGUACGCGGGAAUGCUUCUAGGAAUCACAAACACUUUUGGGACCAUCCCUGGUGUUCUUGCACCAAUAGUAGUGGGUUACUUGACCAAAGAUCACUCAGUUACAGGAUGGAGGCAUGUGUUCUGGUUGUCUGCUGGAGUGAGCGCCUUCGGAGCCAUCUUUUACGUCAUCUUUGGCACUGGAAAGAUUCAGAGCUGGGCAAGGACAGAUGAGGAAUCAGACACAGAUACACACAAUUAAACAUUCCAGUUGACCAAUUCACAGGGAUAUUACAGAUAUGUUCAGAGGGAUAUGUUAUCAGUCAAAAGUUUGGACACACUUUGCUUUGUUUUUCAUGCUCUUAAAAAAAAACACACAUUGUUACACACUUUAUUUUACAGUGUCAUUAUGUAUAUAUAUAUAUAUAUAUAUAUAUAUAUAUAUAUAUAUUCUUUUAAAUGAACCAGAUAGUAUUUUUUAGGCCACUACAUAAUUUCCAUACUUUAAAAAAACUUUUAAAAAAAAUGUCUGUCCAAACUUUUGACUCUGAUAUUAAUUAUUUUUCACUCAGGGUUUUUUAAGGGAAAACCGGAAGUGCCUUAACAACAAAAAGUUUCUGUUUAUUAUUCUGGCAAUAUUUUACACGUUGAGUUAAUCAUGAUUGAAGGAUGGAAUUGAAUGGAAUAAUUUCGUUUCAUAAUUCUAUUACUUUUGCUAAGUGUAAUAUGUGUUACGUUGGUGAAAUGUACAAAUCUAGAGGUUUCAACCAUAUUUUAUUGCAAUUGAAAAUACUUAUUAAUAAGCACUUUAAUGCAUCAAUAAUGAAAAUACUUGACUCUUUUUGGUACCAGUUCUUUUCAGGCCAUUUUAAUCUUGUUAAUGAAGGAACUACUCUAUUCAUUGUGACAGUUUAGCUCUGGUUGCUAUCUAACAUUUUCAUGAAAACCAUGGUCUUUCCGUUUUACUUACAGAUAGUGUUCAUAUUUACUGGAAUAAUCCAGACGGAAAUUAUUGUUUCAUUAUUGUUUGAAACUUGCCUUUUCAAAGGUUUACAAAGUUACAAAGUCAUAUUAAGUUUAAUUUAAUGUUUAUUUUAAGCACUUAAUUUGUCUCUGUUUGAGUCACAAUGCCAACGACAUGAAUAUCUCAUUGUUUAGUAUUUUAGUUUAAUUUUUUAAAUUAUAAAUAUUUCUGUACAAUAAAUGCAAUGCGAUGUUUACAGUGCAGAUUUAGGGUCAUGAUUUAGAGAUCACUAAUCAAAUAUGUGCAUUCCUAUGUGCGAUAACCCCACAUAAUUUUAAUUGCUACACUGAUAUAUGAUAAAAGAUAUAUGAUAGAUGAACCAAUAGACCCAACCACAUUCUAAUUAAAGGGCUAGUUCACCCAAAAUGAUGUCAUCAUUUUCUCACUCUAUUUUGUUGCACACAAAAGUCUCUCUUGUUACCAAAAUUCUUCAAAAUAUAAUAUUUUUUGUUCGACAGAAGAAAUAAACUAAUACAGGGUUGGAACAAACUGAACUAUCCCCUUUAACUGACGCUGUGCAGUGACUGCCAGCAGGUGGCGCAUCCCAUCGCUGAUAAAUGGCUAGAUCAUAAGAAUGUCGCAAAUUUUACAGCAGAUAGAACUGAGUGUUUAAAUGCUAUAUGUAUUCAAAAUGUGUAAGCCUAUAACUAAAACGGUUGAUGAGUAACAAUACCAGAAAUAUGCACAGUGACACUGCCUCCGGUGUUUACAUUUACGGUUACAUCAGCACAGUUGAGUAAACGACCCGGAUGUGCUUUGCUGAAUGCGGCAAGAUCUCACGUGAUUGCUUAUUUACAUCAGUCGUGACCCUGAUGUAAGCGUGAAGAAUGUAAUGUAGCCUGACUGGAUAGUUUCAUUGAUAUAGGGCGAAUUUUGAUGUGAUGUAUGCAUUUUAUCAACAAGAGAGCGGGAUAUCCUUACUAUUUUAGGCUAGUCUUUUUUUAAUGUACCCUAUGUAAAAGCACGUAUAUUCCUUAUUUCCAAAAUUUGUGUUUAAAUAAAUGAUUUGGUGGACAAAACUAAACCUGG